AUGAAGCAGACUUUACACACUGGUGUCAAGAUUCCCUGCGGUGAAGGGCAGCCUGUAUUCGUCGAGACCUUGUUCGGAUGGACUGUUUCCGGAAAGGUAGCCAUCCAGUCAUCCGAAGCACCACGUGUUUGUCACCUCACUACUGUGGACCGUAACCUGGAACAAGCACUCCAGAAGUUCUGGGAGGUAGAAGCCGUUAAACCGUGCUCCAAGUUAACAGUUGAAGAAAAUCUCUGUGAAGAACUGUAUACCACUACCACCACUCGCGAUUCGUCGGGUCGUUACGUUGUCUCCUUGCCACUCACCCGCGAUCCGCUCGUCACUCUCGGUGAAUCCCGUUCAAUCGCCGAGCGCCGCUUCAUGAACCUCGAAAAAAGAUUAGAGCGAGAUCCAACCACCAAAGAUGCCUACUGUCGAUUCAUGGAAGAAUACGAACGCCUAAACCACAUGAAGAAACUCGUGGAUCCUGUAGACGAAACCAAGCCACACUGCUACCUCCCACACCAUCCGGUGUUCAAGACAUCCAGCUCCACCACGAAAGUUCGUGUCGUGUUCGACGCGUCGUGCAAGACGUCGUCUGGAUUCUCCGUGAACGACUUACAGCUAGUUGGACCAGUCGUUAAAGAGGAUCUACUGUCGAUCCACAUCCGAUUCCGCAUCCACCGAAUUGCGUUCGUCGCCGACGUGGAAAAAAUGUACCGGCAGAUCCUGCUGCAUCAGCCAUUCCGUCGAUACCAGCUCAUCCUUUGGCGUUCCAGCCCAAAUCAACCGAUUGCUACGUACGAACUGCAGACAGUAACGUACGGUUUCGGGUCGUCUCCGUUCUUAGCGACUCGCACCCUCCAGCAGAUCGGGCAGGACGCAAGUAAGACCUAUCCAGCCGCAGCCGCGGUAGCCCAGAAGGAUUUUUACGUGGAUGAUUUCCUGUCUGGUGCCGACACUGUUGAAUCCGCCAUCCACAUCCGCCAAGAAAUAUCUGCCAUGUUUGCAGCGGCAGGCUUUCCGCUCAAGAAGUGGGCAUCAAAUUCAUCUGGUGUUCUAGCAGACAUUCCCGAAGACGAUCUAGCGUUCACGCCGUACCAUGACCUUCACAACGAUCAAUCCGUUUCCACUCUCGGGCUCAUAUGGGAGCCAAAACCAGACAUGAUGAGCUUUAAGGUUCAGCUUCCACUUCCAGCACCCGUUUUGACUAAGCGAAAGGUUAUGUCGUACGUGGCGCAAAUCUUCGACCCACUUGGCUUAGUGGGACCAACCAUAGUCAUCGCUAAACUUUUUAUGCAGCGACUAUGGGCGUUGAAAACUGAAGCCGGAGAUUCCUAUGAGUGUGAUCGUCCUCUUCCUCCUCGCUUGCAAUCCAUGUGGAAGGAGUUCCACGAAACGCUAGAUACUAUCGCCACUCUUCGAAUUCCACGUUGUGUAUCUGUAGCCAACGCAAUCUCAUUCCAGCUCCAUUUAUUUUCCGAUGCCUCACAGAAGGCGUAUGGAGCAUGCUGUUAUGUGCGUUCGGAAUCCGCUGGGAUAGUCCAUGUUCAGUUGCUGACAUCUAAGUCCAAGGUAGCACCGUUGGCCAAACCACAAACAAUCGCACGUCUGGAGCUAUGUGGUGCAGUGUUGGCAUCCAAUCUUUUCAAGAAAGUAAUGCACUCCAUCCAAAAAUCCGCUGAAGUUUACUGUUGGACAGAUUCGUCUACUGUCCUACACUGGUUGGAUUUCUCGCCAUCCCGAUGGAAACCCUUCGUAGCUAAUCGGGUGGCCAUGAUCCAAGAAGCUUCUGAAUCCUGUCACUGGAACCACGUUUCUGGAAAUUCCAAUCCUGCUGAUCCACUUUCCCGUGGUGUCAAUCCGAUUGACCUCAAGCAAAAUUCCCUGUGGUGGAACGGUCCGGACUGGUUAUCCCUUCCACCAUUUGAGUGGCCUGUUAACGAGAUGCCAUCGCUCGAUCCCCGUUGGAUGUCAGAGGCCAAACGCAUGGUAGCCAUGGUAGCAACUGUCGACUCAAGGUUUUCCGAUACUUUGUUCUAUCGGUACUCCUGCUUCAGCAAGCUCCGUCGAUGUAUUGCAUACUGGAUGCGAUAUUUCCGUACCUUGAAGGCCUCCACCAAGAAGACCGCCAUCGAACCGUUCGAGACCUUGACCACUACCGACUUCCGUGAAGCAGACAUUGCGCUCUGUCGACUAGCUCAGCACGAAUCGUUUCCGGAUAUUUUCUGCGGGGAACGCAUUCCUAUAUCGUCACCAUUAAAGUGGUUGAAACCGAAAGUCGACAAGGAAGGUGUCAUCCGAGUCGGUGGGAGACUCGGCAAUGCCGCCGUGUCCGAAGAUGUGAAAUUUCCGAUUGUCCUCUCGUCGAAGCAUCUGUUAUCCACUCUAAUAGUCAAAUACUAUCACCAUAUGCUGCUGCAUGCUGGUCCCCAGCUGAUGCUCGCCACGAUUCGCCAGAAGUUCUGGAUCAUCGGUGGUCGUAACCUGGUUCGCCGUACGUACCAUCAGUGUCACACGCAGUGUCUACCAUGCGCCUACAUUGAUUUAUAA
Molecule: messenger RNA, 2532 nt
Organism: Toxorhynchites rutilus septentrionalis
Lineage: Eukaryota; Metazoa; Arthropoda; Insecta; Diptera; Culicidae
Exons: 1
Coding region: 1-2532 (843 amino acids)
Source: RefSeq, a predicted model, not a curated record